ACUGCGUUCUGCGCGGAAUGCAUGAAGGGAGACGGAUCCGAUCGCCACUCUGUGUACCGCCACAAUCUGACUUCUGUGAGCGUCGCGCACUGUGAAGAGCACGGAGGUGAAGUGGAUGAUGGCCAUGCCAGCGGAACACUGAGCUGCUAUGGAACAGAGGUGAACCAGUUCUUUCGCACCCGAGGAUACCGCACAAUCAAAACACAACAUCAUGGGGAAUUCAUAUGCCGGGCAGCUGAAGUCUGCCCGCUUUGAGGAGGCUCUGCACAACUCCAUCGAGGCGUCGUUGCGCUCAAGCAACGGAGACCCUCAGCCCAUAUUCACUCAGCUUUACCUUGAACCAGACCAGUAUCCAAGCAACCUGGAGGAUAUCAAACCCAAAGGGGAGCUGAGCCUGUUGUCGGCGGAGAGCAACGGUCCUCUCCUGGUCAACAGUCAGACCUCUCCUGACAUGGAUGACCUGGAGGAUGAUGACGAGUCAGACAGCAGCAGCCCACCACUGCCAUACCUGCAGGGCCUACCCCCCGACGGAUGCUGCCUCAUGGAUGGCUUCUGUCAGGCCGGAAAGGACCUGCGACUGGUCUCCAUGGCAACAGAAGCUAUCGACGUUCCGCCUGGAUUUGAGCUGGUGGGGGCUAAGUCCCCCAGCAUCCCGGAGCACAUACUGGUUUGUGCUGUGGACAAGCGCUUUCUUCCGGACGAGAAUGGCAAAAAUGCACUUUUAGGAUUUUCGGGAAAUUGCGUGGGCUGCGGGGAGAAGGGCUUCCGAUACUUCACUGAGUUUUCCAACCACAUUAACCUGAAGCUGACCACUCAACCCAAGAAGCAGAAGCACUUAAAAUACUACCUGGUGAAAAACUCUCAGGGUGCUCUGUGCAAAGGACCUUUAAUAUGCUGGAAAGAUUGUAAGAUGAGGCAGUUCUUCAGCAGUGCCUCUUCCUCCAAACCCAGCUCUUCUUCCUCGCUGAGUAGCAAAGAGAACGGAGGGACCAAUGGCCACAGCUCUUCGCCACUCUCCAUCACAGAUUCACCCCCGGCCAGAGUCCAGUCGAGGUCCUCUUUCGGAGGCCAGGACCUGAGUCGAGACUGCAGUAGCUUCAUCAAGCCACUGGCCACACAGGGUACAAAGACACUGCCAAUAGUCCCUACUGCUCUGCGGGUGAAUGGCCUAACCAAUGGACUAGGCGCAGAGGGACGGCCUGUGCAGCUUAGCCCAACGCAGCUCGCCCCUCUGGGGUUGACCCCACAGGCCUACCGCCCUGUCGAACCAGGUGACAGCCCAGCCUCUUCAGCCAUGACCUCUGGGCCCCCUAAGAAGCGUCACCGCAGCUGGCACCCCACCUCGGUCGUGCCGGUCCCCCCCUCCACCGCUGUUCCCGUCCCCGCCAUCCGACCCAUCACCUGUGGCCCAGGCUCUCUGUUGGCCUUGUCUGGCCCCCAGUCGCCGUCGGUGUCAGGGGUUAUACAGCCCCAGCCAAUCACGGCAGGAGAGACCGUCAUUGUUCCCGACAACUUGCUCAACAUCUCUGGAGUCCGGCCCGUCAUCCUAAUAGGCCAAGGCACCUUACCAUAUUUCUAUGGCAAUGUGGGAGACAUCGUAGUGAGCCCCCUGCUGUUGAGCUGCUAUAAGGGCAGCCAGCUGCCAGAGAAGACCCUAGAAAACCUGGGCAUGACCAGCAGCCAAGUCCUCACCGUGGAAACCAUGGCCCUGCUUACCUUACAAUACCUCUCCCGACUAGGUCCUGAGCAGAUCCCUCUGCGCGAGGAGUUUGAACAGAUUGUGCUGAAGGCCAUGCUGUGUGGGCCCCCGGGGCCUCCCGUGUCUCCGGCGCAGCUGCCCUGGCUCGCCCGGGUCGAGGCUAGCGUCUCCAGCGGCACCGUGCAGGUCCUGGUGACCCACAAUUCCCUGGGAGAGGGCAUCUCGGAGUCGCUGCGCUCCCUCAGCGAGGGCCCGCAACAGCAGUGCCUGCCCAACUACGUGCUGAUCAUCUGCGCGCCGAAGAUGAGCGGGAACGAGUUCUGUGUCCUCGUGCUGGGAAAAUACCAAGCACGUGCUCUGGCAGAGGGCAUGCUGACCACCAACGAGUUCCUGAAGGAAAUCAGCUAUGAACUCAUCACAGGCAAAGUCAGCGGCCUGGCGUCACAUUUCCAAAGCACCUCUUUAGGGGACAAUCUGGAGAAGCAGCUGAUCAAGUACCAGCGCCGGCGUAAGGAGCAGGUCAUCCAGCCGUUCCAGGGAGACGUCACAGACUACAUCCACUCCACAGAGGCAGCUGCCAUGGUGCCGGCCAUGGAGACAGACCUGCUGAGUGAGGUGUUCCAGAUCUACCCUCCGCAGCUGAGUGUGGCGCGGAGCCUGCUCUCCCAGGUGUGCUCCAUCGCCGACUCCGGCAGCCAGAGCCUGGACCUGGGACGCUUCUGCAAGGUGGACUUCCUGGUGCUGGUGCCGCCGUCGCACGUGCUGGUGCACCAGACCGCCCAGCGCAUCAGACAAUCAGGUGUUUUGGUGGACCUUGGCAUGGAGGACGCCGCCUCAGCCAUGCAGAAGUCCGAUAAAUAUGUGGUGCGACUGGACACUGACGUGCACAUCAACAUGGAGGCCUUCAUGAGGAAAGUCAAGCAGAACCCGUACACCUUAUUCGUCCUCAUCCACGACAACUCUCACGUCGACCUUACCAGCGCCCUCUCUGGCUCCGUGUGCCAUGGCGAGCUGCAGGGCCUGGCCGACCGGGUGAUCAACUGCCAGGAGGUGCUGGAGGCCGUGAACCUGCUGGUGCUGCAGGUCAGCUGCUUCCCCUACACGCUGCAGACGCGCCAGUCCCGCAUCAGCAUCCACAACGAGGUGCACUGGCCCAGCCGCGACACCACGGGUGAUCUGUCUCCAAAAGACCUGAUGUACUUUGGCCUGAGUGACUACAGCAGUUCUCUGCAGUGGGGGGUGGCUAGUCCAAUUCUGCGCUGUGACAAUGCUUUUGAGAGGAUGGUGAACACGUUACUGGAAAGGCACCCUCACCUGCACAGCAUGGUGAUCCGCAGCUACCUGCUGAUCCAGCAGUACACGGAGGCCAUGAUGGCGCUGACGGUGGCCCCCUCGCUGCGGGACCACGUGACGCCCGAGACCCUCACCAUGGUGGAGGACCUUAUCAGCGGCCCGGGACGCAGCAGCAAGGGCCGGGGACACAUGCUGCUGGUGCGCGUGCCCUCGCUGCAGCUGGCCAUGAUGGCUCGGGAGCGUCUGGAGGAGGCCAGGGACAAGCUGGGCCUGGAGUACCGCUUCGCCGUGCUGCUGGGCAGCCCUGCCACAGAGCUCAGCCUGCCCAGACACUUCUGCAACCGACUGAAGGCUUGGCGGGGCUGUAAGAAUGAGGACUGGGUGCCACAGACCUACAAAGACCUGGAGGGCUUACCGUGCAUCGUCAUCCUCACCGGCAAGGACCCACUAGGAGAGACCUUCCCCAGAUCGCUGAAAUACUGUGACCUGCGUCUCAUCGACUCGAGCUACCUGACCAGGACGGCUCUAGAGCAGGAGGUGGGCCUGGCCUGCACCUAUGUGACCAAAGGAGUGGUGCCCGAGCCCAGAGGCAGGACGGCAGAGGAACAGGAGGAGGUGAAGGCCUCCAGCCCUGCGGACGACAACCAGAUGGACCUGGAGAGACCUCACAGCAAUGGCAGCGCUGUCACAAGGGCCUCAGGCUCUCUGACUGAGAAUGGCGUCAGCUCUUCCGGAAUGCCCGACACCUCCCAGAAGGCCCCUCUCUCUUCAAACUCGUCUUCCCUGACCGAGACGGGCAGCAGCGGCACCGAGGAAGCCAGCUGCUCGCCCCGCCACGUCAAGCAGGAGUGCGACUCCCAGCCAGGCUCCUCCACCUCGGCCGUCCCAGGCCCCCUCUCCUUCUGCUCCUCCUCCCCGUCCUCCUCCUCCCCCUCGUCUUCCUCCACCACGCAGCGGCCCAGCCAGUCCACGCAAGCGCACAGGCACAGCUGCAGCACAGCUCGGGCCCACCUGUACCCGCGCACGGCUGUCCUGUCGCGAGCGGCCUACUCUCUGCUGGCUCCGGGUGCCCAGGACCAGGCCAGCUCCAAGGCCCUGCUGCCCCAUGCCGAUGCUGCCUGGAGCAGCCCCCUGCGGCCGCCACUGCCCCUGCAGCUGGGUGGCGUGGAGCAGUCGCUGUACUACAGGCAGUGGACCUGUGCUAGGAAGCACCACGCUGACGCGGAGGGGCCUGCCAUGCCACACCCGAGGCGCCUGCUGCUGAGUGGGCCCCCACAGGUGGGGAAGACAGGUGCUUACCUGCAGUUUCUGAGGAUCCUGUUCCGGAUGCUGAUCCGCCUGCUGGAGGUGGACGUGUAUGACGAGGAGGACCUGGAGGAGGACAUAGCCGAGGGCUCGGGCGAGACCCCCACCACCGUCACCAGGUGGCCCGACGUGGAGGAGAUGAGGAAGAUGCCCUUCGACCCCUACCCCCGGGACCCCAAAUUCAGGAUCUCCAGCCCCUUGUAUUCGGAGAAAAUGCCUAACAAAGCUAAAGGGUUGAAGACUGAGGCUGGGAGCCAAACGCCUGCCAAACGGGACACCGUGUCCAUUAGGCUAAGCACAUACGCGGCCCACAAUGCCUUUCACCACUGUGAGCACUGCCACCACUACUGCGAGGCUGGCCCUGCCACCCAGCUCUCGGACUGCACCUUCCAUGCCUUCACCUUCUGCUCCUCCAUGCUGGGGGAGGAGGUGCAGCUGCACUUCAUCAUCCCCAAGGCCAAGGAGCGCCACUUCAUCUUCAGCCAGGAGGGGAGCCACCUGGAGAGCAUGCGCCUGCCCCUGCUCUCAGAUAAGGACGGUGGCCUGAAGAGCCCAAUCUUCACGCCCACCACGGGUCGUCAGGAGCACGGUCUGCUGAACAUCUACCAUGCCAUGGAGGGAGCUGACCACCUGCACAUACUGGUGGUCAAGCAGUACGAGAUGCCCCUCUACAGGAAGUACUGGCCCAACCACAUCCUGCUGGUGCUGCCCGCCAUGUUCAACAGCUCCGGAGUGGGAGCGGCCCGCUUCAUGAUUAAGGAGCUGUCCUACCACAACCUGGAGCUGGAGCGUAACCGGCAGGAGGAGCAGGGGGUGCGGAGACAGGACGUCUGGCCCUUCAUCGUCAUGAUGGACGACUCCUGCGUGCUGUGGAAUGCCCAUUACUACGCGCAGGACAGCAGUGGCGCCCCGGAGGUCACCAGUGUGUCUCUGAAGACGGUGCUGCGGCACAUGGAGAGCACCCCGAAGAUCGCCAUGUACGCCACGUGCGGCGCCCGCAAGUGGAGCAGCGGCCUGGCGUCCCGACCCACCGCCGCCCCCUUCUCCCGCUGCCAGCUGCACGACUUCAUCAUGCUCAACGUGGACCUGACGCAGAACGUCCAGUACGACCUCAACCGGUACACCUGCGAGGAGGUGGACUUCAACCUGAGGGCCAACAGCAGCGGCCUGCUAGUCUGCCGCUUCAACCACUUCAGCUUCAUGAAGAAGCACAUCCCCCUCGGAGGACACAAGGACUUCCUCAUCAAGCCCAAACUCAUGGGCCUGGAGGGCUCCACCCCGAUCAGCGCCUCCCAGUACGUGUGCGCCCCCGACAGCGAGCACACCCUGCUGGCCGCGCCGGCCCAGUUCCUCCUGGAGAAGUUCCUGGGCAGCUGCAGCCACCGGCUCUUCCCCAAGGCCGUCUACAACCCCAGCAACCCCGUGCUGUCCAUCGACAGCUACCUCAACCUCGGCCCUGAGGUCUCGGUGUGCUAUGUGAGCUCGAGGCCCCACUCUGUGAACCUGGACCAUCAGGGCCUGGUGUUCAGUGGCCUGCUGCUCUACCUGUGCGACUCCUUCGUGGUGUCUGGCCUUCUGAAGAAGUUCAGAUUCUUGAAAGGAGCCACGUUGUGUGUGAUCUGCCAGGACCGUAGCUCCCUGCGGCAGACCAUCGUGCGUCUGGAGCUGGAGGACGAGUGGCAGUUCCGCCUGCGAGACGAGUUCCAGACGGCCAACUGCAGCGAGGACCGGCCCCUCUACUUCCUGACCGGCCGCCACAUCUGAUCCGACUGACCCCCGUCACCCCUUCCACCAACUCCCCCCAUCCCCACCGUCCCCUGCUCUACAACCCCGGCCCCACACUGUCCCUACCCCUGUGGGGACGCAUGGAGAGACGAGUGACAAACACAACUCCUCCACCCCCCACACCCCCCCUGCCGUUCCAAAAACCCCUCCCCGUGUCACAGAGACAGGUGGAGAAACAGUGGGGGCACAGGUGGUGCCUUUUCCGUCUCUCCGCCACGGCAGUGACUAGAGGCAAGCUAGCGUGUGGGGGGGGUGCAGCCUGCAGCCCGCAGCCUAGCACAGUCACUCACUUGCUGAUGGAUGUGUUGUGUUGACAUGUGGGCAUGUGGGCAGUGGACUUGGUAGUGACCCUUGACACCUCUACGUCUUCUUAUACAGGGCAAGGCUUGACAUUGGACCAACACGAGGUUUCACUUCUCAUGUCCUGUCCACGCGUGGCCAGCCUAUUGACUGGCCUUGCCUUGCCCCUCUAUGUUACAUUUCUAUCAGAGCUGCUUUUUUUCCAGAUGCUCGUCACAAUUGCUUUUUUUGUUGUUGCUUUUUUUGCGACGAACUCCCCCCAAAGACUCACGCAGACACUGUGAGCAGCUAUUUUGAAAGAUUGUAAACCUGGUCCUGUUUCCAGGUUCUCGUGGUAUAUCUCUGGUGGGAUAUACACUUUAUCUCAGGGUUUCGCCUAGAAGGUUAUUACUAAUGCUUUGCUUUAUUCUGCCAUUAGAGCUCAGUAUUGGCCUUUCCUAGCACAUUGUCCAGGAUCCUUUAUUUUAUCGUUUUGACUCAUCAAAGACUCUUCAACUUCUUAUUCCUUUAAAAAAAACCUCAAGAUUUUAGAUCCCCCGUCGGCUAUUUGUUAUUUUUUGCAUAUUAUUAUGCAGUUUAUUCUGCUGUUCCAGCUUGGAUGUGAACUUAGUCAAUCAGUAAUUUAAUCAUAGUGAAUGUUCUGGAGGACAAGCUGGCAGCAACGACAAUGAAUGUCCCAUUCACAAGCUUGGUGAACUCCGAAAUCAUGCUGAAACUCGCGAUCAAUCCAGAGAGAAAUCAACCCCUUUGCUUUAACACAAGACUUUAAGUAUUUAUUUUACACGUUCAGCCUUUCACAUUGGAAAAGAUGAAAAUAGACUGUGAUUGUCUUUUCAUCCAGAGACAGAGAGGAACUCAUGGUCUUGCAUCAUACAGUACAUAGUUCAGGGUUACUGUCAGUGUUGUAUCUAGGAGCUGCUGAUGCUGAUGGCUCCUGUUGUGUGUGAAGAUCAGUCCACUGUUACAGACCCAUCGUAUCACUCUCUUCUCUGACCACUGUGCCUUCAUAAUGUGGCAUAUCCUGGAGACCAAUCUUGACUCCUUUCUCAACCUCUCACAAAAAAAACGUUCCCUUUCGCUGUGAACACGCUCACUACCUACCAUUGUGACCACUGAAUUCCGAAAUUCCUAUCUUUGUAUGGUUAUAAAAUGGUCAAAUGUUGACUGUUGCAUACUUAAAGGGCACCAUAGUUUGACGUUUUGUCCAUGUAUCUGAUGCUUUGUCACACCUGUGUGACUUACUGCCAUUGUGUUUCUGAUGAUGUACUAUGUGCCUGUGCUUCAAUUGACAAGUGUUGCCCACCGUCACAGCUUGUGCCUGAACGUGUUGCCGUACCGCUUCAGUGGCAGCCUUGCAAUCUGUAUGACCUGACCUGAAACAGUCUGGUACCACUGUUUGCAAUGUUGGGGGGAAAAAUAUGUGGUCUAGCUUUUAACUUUGAGAAAGUAGGCCCUGUAAUCAGUUUUAUAUAGGGAAAACACGGUUAUGUUAGAAGGGAGCAAAAUUUCCAUUUUUUUGUUUUGUAAUGUGCAAAACUUGUUUACAUGUGAAAGUUGUCUAUUAAUAUAUAGUAGUCUGACCUUUCCCCCCCAAAUUGUGGAGAUUGACAUUGUUACUGUUGAGUCACUUUGAACCGAACGUAUUGAUGCUUACACGUUUCAGCAUUCUGUGUUUUACCUAGGCACAAAGAAUCUACCUAAGAUUUCUUUAUACCAUUCUUUUGUAACCUGUUUUUACUGUUUGUUGGCUUGUAUUUAAUAAUGAACAGCAGUCCCCUUUUGAGGGAUUCUUAUUUAUUGUCCCGGCCAGUUUGGACUGAUAAUCAGGAUGUCAACGUUUAGUGUUGCCUGUGCACUAAGCUUAAAAAAAACUGAAGAAAAAAAUCAAGAGGGUACCAAAAAAAAAGAUCUGUAGAAAAGGAUUACUCGAAGACAAAGAAAAAAAUGUGAACUUGCACUAAAGAGAAAAGAGGCCAAAAUUAUACAGAUCUUAGCACACAGUCUUGAGCUCGCCUAACAAAGCCAGAGAACACCUGCAAACAGUGGAGAAGAAGACCACACGCCCCGCCUGAAAAACAUUGUGACCCCUAGAAUGUGUCUUGUAUGUAGAUAGUGUCGUGCACAUAACUUAUGCAAUUUGCUUUUCACAAUCUUCACAGAAGUAUUUAUCUGCUGUGCAUACAAAGAUGACUCGCUGCAGGCCUUGCCAUUAAAGAAAAACUGUCUACCUCAUUAACUGCCAUUAUGGUUGUGAGUUAAUCAACAUUUAACUAUGGAAAUAAUUCAACUUUUUUUGUUUAAAUGUAUGAAUGUA
This is a messenger RNA of Engraulis encrasicolus (European anchovy), 8696 nucleotides long. It is a transcript of the gene greb1l, whose product is annotated as GREB1 like retinoic acid receptor coactivator. Bases 212 to 6061 code for a protein of 1949 amino acids. The record is from RefSeq and is a predicted model, not a curated record. The transcript has 33 exons. Gene Ontology annotation, biological process: multicellular organism development; kidney development. Lineage: Eukaryota; Metazoa; Chordata; Actinopteri; Clupeiformes; Engraulidae.